CCAGCGAUCGUGCCUCAGUACAGCCAGUAGUGUCAUAAGUAAAGUUGCUGUUGGGUUGUCAGUAAAUGUUCUGAUUUGUUUUAUAUAUAUAUACAUAUAUAUAUAUAUAUCGUACAGUAUGAAUAAUGUUUUUGUGUUACUGUUUUUAUUUAUUACAUUAAUAGAAAUUGGAUGUAGUACACAAAGAACUUUACGAUCAUGGCUGAAUUAUGACUGUGACACGAAAUGUAAAGACAAAAAUUUAACAACAGUUUAUCUAAGAGCUGAUGGCCCUAAUGACACUUUACAUUAUUUAUGGGAUUUUGAUGGUAAUCCAUCAGUAUUCUUAGCCCUUACUUUACCUUCAGCUUCAUUAAACAUAAGCUGGGAAGAUUUUUUUAUUAAAAGAAAAAAUUCCAUAAAAUUUACAGAAGAACCUAUUUAUACUUUUGGAGUAAUUUUUAAUAAGAUUAUAGAAUUCAAUGAUAAAAAUGAUACAGCAAUGAUGAAUAUUACUAAUAUUGUAGACACAAAUGUUAUACAUCCUAUGUUUUUUCAAUGGGAUCGAAAAGCUUUAAUACAAAAUACUGAAUUUGUUACAUUAAAUAUGGAGGGUAACUAUUAUAAUGAUAGUAUUAUGAAUAUCAGUAGAUAUGGAACUGUAAAACUUUCGUUGAUAGGAUUUUGUUCUCUUGAUCAUUCAGAAGUUAUGCCUCAUAUGUUACAUACUGAGAAUUCUACUCAAAUUGAUAUUAUUCUUCAAAAUAUAGAAACUAACAAAACUUUUACUAAUAGUAGAUUUGCAAUUGAAUUAUUGGUGGCAGGUGAAGGCAAUCCUGAUAUUCCUAUGUUUAUUAAUCCAAAAAAAAGUUUAGAUGAUGAACAUACACCUGGAAUAUUUGAAGUUGUUGAAGUCAGAACACCACCUUAUAAAAGUAUGGACAACUACCAAACAGAGGGAGCUUAUUUGCAAUGGAGACCAAUUUCUUACACAACUAUAUCUAGAGAUACAACAAAUUCUACAGAAACAAUGCAAUAUUCACCAUUGAAAGUAUCUAAUCAUACAAGUGCUAUUAUGAAUUCCAUGUUAUAUUGUUAUUAUGGAGAUAAAAUUGACAAUUUGCUCACUCAAAGAAUUAUUGUAUCAUUAGGAACAAAAGGAGAUGGGUUUUAUAAAAAAACAUAUUAUUCUACAUGGACAUUCUUGAUUGGAUAUGGUACACCUCCUGAUGAACAAUUUUCUUAUUUAGUAAUUAUGAUUAUUUCAAUUGGUCUUGGCCUUCCGCUAAUUAUUUUAUUAAUAAUCGGCUUAUAUCUUUGUAUUUCCAAAUUACCGAAACGAAAUAGUGAGAUGUAUUUAAGUCAGUAAAAAUAUGAUUUAUAAAUCGUA
Molecule: messenger RNA, 1369 nt
Organism: Apis dorsata (giant honeybee)
Lineage: Eukaryota; Metazoa; Arthropoda; Insecta; Hymenoptera; Apidae
Product: glycosylated lysosomal membrane protein-like
Exons: 6
Coding region: 119-1348 (409 amino acids)
Cellular component (GO): lysosome
Source: RefSeq, a predicted model, not a curated record